Molecule: messenger RNA, 3852 nt
Organism: Cadophora gregata
Lineage: Eukaryota; Fungi; Ascomycota; Leotiomycetes; Helotiales; Ploettnerulaceae
Exons: 4
Coding region: 1091-2923 (610 amino acids)
Source: RefSeq, a predicted model, not a curated record
UAAGAAAGGAGUGCUUUCGGAGGGAACCUCAGUACCUCAGGUUGGGUUGGGGUACUGUAGAUGUCGCUUCCCUUAUCGCAGGCGGCCUGGCCUUGGCGAGGCAGCUCCACAGCUGCGCUGGUGCCUCCCGUCACAUCUGCCCCUCCUCGUCUUCACUUCACUUCCUCAACCUCAUCUCGUCAGUACAAAACGAACCACUACUCGUAUCGUAUCUGCCUCAAACCUACACCCUCGCUUUGCAGGUGAGGCUUGACCUCGAAGAUACCAAGUCAAGUCCGCCCGAAGCGUCGACUCGAUCUUGCCGUUACUCUACCCUGACGUUUCACGUCCGCUGGCUCCGUCGUACACCUCACUUCGACCCCACCAACAUCACCUUUACUACGUAACCGGGCACUUCACGCGUUUACCAGCCCAUUCAUCUACUGUCCAUCGUCGGUCUAUCUACGUUAGAUAGCUGGGACUUUCUAUCUGAACUACCAAAAUGGAUCAUCAAGUCAAAGUAACCCUCACAGCCUUGAAUGGCGACCUCUCCAUCGUAGAGCGAUACCUCACCCUCAGUGCCGAGGAUAAUACUGUUCCUGUUGGCAGAGCAUCAAAGAGUGUCACCAAAGGAAUACUCGCUGCCAUUGACAAUGCCUGGUUUGACAGCCCUGUAAUGUCUCGCAACCACGCAACCAUCGAGUUCAAUCCUGAUGAUAUGGUAAGUACACUUUCUCCUAUUUCUGUCUAUUACAGAAACAAUGCUAAUGGUGUUCAGUCGGUUACGAUUCAGGAUAUUGGUUCUAUGCAUGGAACAUACCUGAACAACUUCGAGCUUCCCAAAGAUACACCAACGGUGAUCACUGACGGUGACGUCCUCGUGUUUGGGGCUGAAGUCAGACGUGGUCCUGAGACCUUUCCGGCAUGUUCUUUCAGAGUCAGCCACAAGUUUGUCUCCUCCAAGUAAGACCCCCCGCCCACCUACUACCUUCUUGCAACAGCUAACAUACGGUCUAUUAGGGCCGCGAGCACCUUCGCGUUUCCGGAGUCCUCCGAUGUUGAAGAAGACGGAGAAGAUAUUUACGAUGAGUUCAGCGAAGACGACAUUGAAAUGGGAGAACGAGAGCAAAGAUAUAGUAGUGAGGACGGCGUGUCGAUCGAAUCAAUUCCCAAAAAGCCAUCCCGAGCUGCCGGGGCCAUUGACCUCACAGGAGAAGAUUUCCCUCGCAGCUCUGUUUCCAACCAGGUCGAUCUUACCGGUGAGACAGAUGCCGAGCGACGUAUGAUGAACGUUAUGUCUGGCCGGCCAAGUGACAUAGCUGAGAGUGCGGGUCCUAUGAGCAUUGGUAUAUAUGCUGGUAACGACCCGAUUGUUCUCGAUUCGGACGAUGAGGGAGAUGCAGAUUUCUCAUCGGAUUUUGACGAACAGUUCGAGGACAACGACUCAAGAGACUCUGAUCGACUUAGGAUUAAUGCUGUCUUUGAAGACGACUCGGAGGAGAUUGAAGACUCAGAGAACGAGGGAUCCAUGGAAGACUCGGAGAUGGACAGUGACGCCGGAUCUGAUGAAGAAAUACCAAUUGCUGCACCAAAGCCAGCCGUGGUUAGCAACCUCACUCGUUAUGCCGUGGCAACCGAUGAAAGCCCAGUAAUACGCCUUUCAGACGUCCGGACCCGCAUCGAGCUACCGACCAAUGAUAACGAUAACGAGAACGACAAUAACGACGACCAGAGUGAGUUUGGUCUGAGUGAGGCCGGCGCUGAAGGCAUGAAGGCUCUUUAUGGUGCCAACUCCACUGUACCUGACCAGGAUGCCCCCGACUUCGAGGGAGGGAACGAGACCGAAGAACAGGCUCAAGCAGAGGAAACAUCUUCGCUGAUACUGCCUACCUUGACUCAAGAAAUGGACUUGCCAGCCAACACAGUGUUCACCAGCGUCGGUGAGCCCAGCACGCAGGGAAGUCUCCUAGGAUCGUUCUCAAUCGUCCGACAGCCAAGUCCAUCAGAUGCUGCUAUGGUCAAGAGUGCCAAUAUGACAAAGAAAGCCGGGAUCUGUAAUCUAGGAGACUCCGGAGACUACUCACCCCAGGCUCUUGGCGAGAAGAGUGGUAAGUCGGCGUUCUUCGCUGCAAGAGAGGUUAAUAAGGCAAGGUUUGGAUCGGGAGAGCCAGGCCAGUCUUUGAAUGCCUUUCAAGCAUCAAACAGAACCAUCGAAGCUUUCCUUGGACCAUCGAAUCCUCGAAAUGGUGCACAAAUGCCAGUCAUGUCCCAUGCAGGUGCUGGUAACCUCAGUGGAUGGAAUGAACCAGCAGUUGAGCAAACUCCGUUCGCUACUGCUAGCACAGGAUUCGGAAAUUUUGAAGCGGAGCCAUCAAUGCCAACUUUUGUAGGUUCAGGCAAUGCUGGUAAGUUCUUUGGGGGCAAUACAAAUAGAAAGAGUCUAAGAAGAGUAGUCUCUGGCAUUCCCACCCGCGACUAUUGUUCCUUCCUGGAUAAGCCCGAUGAGUCUCCGAUACUGGAGCGCACUCCCAGUCCUCUGCCUGAUAUGACGAGUUCCUUCAGCUACAACACGAGCAAGGACACCAUGAUGUUGACUUCAAACAUACAACACAAUGCCCGGUCUGCUAUCAAGAUUACUGACAUUGUUGAGUCAUCAACCCCGUUUUUUGGCACAAGCAGCCUGAAGCGAAAGUCGGAUAACAUUUCUAAUGUUACCGACGAGGAGCUGAGAAAUUGGGCAACCUCGAAUGUUACGAGUGACCUUCCCGAGGCUUCCGCUUCGGUCCCUGUGCAUCGCGGAGAGAAAUCGAAUGAUCUUUCCAACGUUGUGGAAGCUCCACCAACCAAGCGAUUCAAAAAGCUUUUGGCGAACGCAGGUUAUGUUGCUCUCGGAGGAGCAACACUUUUCGCUGCACUUGUUGCAACCGCUCCAGACUUGAUGUGAGAUUGGGCAAUGAUGUCUCAGAAAUCGUACGAUACCCCGAAUGCUACUCUAGGGCUUAAGUCUUGAUGGCCUUGUUCCCAGACUCCCGAACUACCCUUGGCUCCAAAGCAAUGGGCGGAAGUUCUUGACAUCUUGAACUUUCUGCCAACUUAUCAUCAUAUAGAUCUAGGACCAUCGUUCCUUCAAGGAGAGAGCCGAUUGCAACCAUACAUCACGCCCCGAGAGACUUAGAGGGCAAUAAUCAACCAGAGUGACGUCCACCGUCUCAAAGAUCCCUCCUGGUCUGCUACAGUUUGCUACCCUCUCCAUGUGGCUAUCGUUUCACAUGCCUCUGUCUCUGUGGCUUACCAAAAAGCCUCGAAUAACGGUAGCGGUGAGGUAAUCAUUGCUAGUCGGCUAGCUGGGCAUGUCGCAAAGAGAGCCCCGAGUACGAGUUAUCAAAUUCCGACGCUUGGAGCGUGGGACGUGGAAAGUUGGAGCGUGAAACUUGCUUCUUCUCAGUUCCUUACUAACCUUGGCAGCGGCAUUCUCGGUACGAGCAGAUAACUUUUCUCUCUGGCUUGGCUUCAGAGAUCUAAGCUACGCAGCGAUCAUUCUCAUGCAUUCAUCGCUGUAGAUUCUGCACGCGUACAUUAGUGUGAUUAUCAAUGGCGCCAUCGAAAACGCCUCGAACGUGGAAGCUUUCUAUGGCUGGUGGCUGGACUCUAUCUGAUUGUGCCUGCGUUUUCGGAGUAAGCGAUAUUGUGACAAAAUUUCCGCGGCCUUUGUGUAGGUGUGGGUGUGUAGGUGUGUGCUAUGUUUAAACCGGAGCUUUCCUGGCUGCUGCCCAAUGAUGCACAGGGCUUUCUUGGGCUUUCAGCUCGGGUUGGGAUGGGAUUAACUUGCUCACUCAGUUCGCAGGAGUGUUGCCGAAGAAGGAAGAAUAGGUG